AUUCUGGUUGACAUUACCCUAUUGCCUGAGUUCAGCCAACGGUUGGUCGGCCAUUCUUGUCGAGAAAUUUGUCACACCCUAGAAUUAAUGGCGAAGUUUUCUUGAUUUUCGACGUUUUUCUUUAGUGUUUAACAAUUUUGAAAUACGGAUCGUAAACGGGAAUAUUUCAAGAUUAUAUCUGAUCAUUUUGGUGGCAAUUGGUUAUUAAUAAGCUGUGUGUUAAGCUCGUUGAAGUUCAAUAAUAUUUAGCAGGAGUUGAUCGGCAAGCAAAUAGAGUUAUCGUAGUUCAAUCAUGGGCAAGUUACUGUCCAAGAUCUUUGGUAACAAAGAAAUGAGGAUUCUUAUGUUAGGAUUGGAUGCCGCAGGAAAAACCACUAUUUUGUAUAAAUUAAAACUUGGUCAGUCAGUGACAACAAUUCCAACUGUAGGUUUUAAUGUGGAGACAGUGACUUAUAAGAAUGUGAAAUUUAAUGUUUGGGAUGUUGGUGGGCAAGAUAAAAUUCGUCCCUUAUGGCGGCAUUACUAUACUGGUACACAGGGUUUGAUAUUUGUUGUUGAUUGUGCAGACAGGGAUAGAAUUGAAGAAGCUCGACAGGAACUUCACAGGAUUAUUAAUGAUAGAGAAAUGAGGGAUGCAAUCAUAUUAAUAUUUGCUAACAAACAAGAUUUACCAGAUGCAAUGAAACCACAUGAAAUUCAAGAAAAACUUGGCCUUACUCGAAUGAGAGAACGAAAUUGGUAUGUUCAGCCAUCUUGUGCAACUACUGGAGAUGGUCUUUAUGAAGGGUUAACUUGGCUCACAUCUAAUCACAAAUCGUGAGUAAUCAACUCAGCCUUUGCAGAAACUGAGAUAAAGUAUUCUAGACAAUAAAUGUGUAUGAUAGAACGAAAAAGAUAUUUUGUAAAGUGCAAUUAAUGUGCACUAUGUGCUCAAAGUUUGCUGCUACAUUGGUUGAGCCAAUGUGUACAAGAAAGCAUUUUUCAUAUGCUUUUGGACAUGUAGUAUGUUGUCUUCUUUAGAAGUCAAUGGAACAUUAUAUGACUAGGUAUUAUUUUUUGAUCAAUUUGCACUGAUAAUCACAAUUAUUUCAAUUGUGCAUUACCACUCGCUCUGUUUAAUGGUUUGUCAUGCUGGAAAAAAACUGACUUUUCUGUACAGAUAUCAAAGAAUGCAAUUCUUUAUUUAUCUUGUAUUUCUCUUUCCUUGUAACCAACAAAACCUUAAGAAUUUUAAGUGCUACUCUACAAUUGGGAUUAUUCUGCAUGAAUUUUACUCAACAUGCAAUGAUUGGUAUUACCUACACAACUUGUAAAUUAAUGAACGCAUUAAUAGGAGAAAUAAAUUGAUGGCAAAAUUGUAUUGUUUUAAUGAGAA
Molecule: messenger RNA, 1375 nt
Organism: Xenia sp. Carnegie-2017
Lineage: Eukaryota; Metazoa; Cnidaria; Anthozoa; Malacalcyonacea; Xeniidae
Product: ADP-ribosylation factor 6
Exons: 5
Coding region: 293-820 (175 amino acids)
Biological process (GO): vesicle-mediated transport; intracellular protein transport
Cellular component (GO): cytoplasm
Molecular function (GO): GTP binding; GTPase activity
Source: RefSeq, a predicted model, not a curated record